Molecule: messenger RNA, 9752 nt
Organism: Microcebus murinus (gray mouse lemur)
Lineage: Eukaryota; Metazoa; Chordata; Mammalia; Primates; Cheirogaleidae
Product: protocadherin gamma-C4
Biological process (GO): homophilic cell-cell adhesion
Cellular component (GO): plasma membrane
Molecular function (GO): calcium ion binding
Source: RefSeq, a predicted model, not a curated record
AGCAAUCAUUACUUGUAACCAAAAUGUUUGUACCCCCAUAAUGGUCUGAAAUAAUAAAAAAGAUAGUAAGGCAUCUGCCAGAAGCAUGGAAAUUGGCAUGUUAUUGAAAAGAGGAGUGUAAAUAACAAAAAGUUGAGAUGGUCCGAUAGUAACCUGGGGACCAAAGAAAAGUGAACGACAUAGAUUAAUUUCCUUGGGGUAUAAAAUUCUAAGAACUCACAUUUCACUUUCCAAAUCCAAAUAACACUAUUGUUAAGCUGCUUGGGAAGAAAGAGUACAAUGGAGGACAAUUGUAACGUAGUGUGGGAAAAUGUCAUUGGUGGAAUAGUCUUGCAGUCAUACUCAUUCAGUUAAAGGUAGACACUUGGAAAUGAAAGAAAAGAGUCUCUUGCUUCUCACCGUACUUUGGUUUUAUAGGGACAAUCAAUCUCAUUGCUUACCUAUCAAUUCUUUUGGGGUAAGAUGCUAAAGAUACCACAGAAGAACAUGAAACACAAAAUAAAACUAGAAGCUAUGGGAGUUAUAACUUUCAGGAGUUAGAAGAAAAGGAAACAGAGUAGAAUAGCAAUACACAUGAAGCUGAUAUGUCAAGAAUUUUUAUGCUACAUCUUCUGUGAUCACCAACAUUAUCUUUCAUUUGUAUGUUUCUCUGUAUAUUAUUUUAUUUGGUUCUCAAUUCUAAUGAGGUAAAUGAGGAAAAUAUUGUGACCAUUUUAUAAAAAUGGAAACUCAAAGCAUGCGAUACCAAUAAGCAUCUUGAACGAGUUUAUCUCUGUCCUUUGACGAGUAAAAAGCACUUGGUUUGGAUGAAUAAAAUUCAAGUUAAAAGAAAUUACAGCGGGACUAAAGAUACAGCAAAUAUUUAAAAUGUCUUAAGAAUCCUCGUAAAAUGGGAAGAAUGAGUAUCCGUAUACAGCCGAAUUUCCUCCUAACCAGCUCCUUCUUUGGAGCCGGUUUAGUCACCACUACUGCAGUUGCGCAGCAGAGGCGCGGGGUGCCGCUGUUGGCUAGUUCCGAGCGAAGGGUUUGCUCCCUCCCUGGCCUCGGAAUUGCCCGCACACAGGGAACUUGGGGAGAAAAGUGCACCCUCUCUCCCGCCUCCUACAGAGGCGAUAUCCAUCAGAGAACUCAUACUCCAAGACCAAGAAAGUAGUCUUUCUUGCUCAGAGAACUCUUGGGAUCGUUUAGAGAUCUCCUCUCCUGCGAAUUAGAAAGGCAUAGGCGCAGGGGGUGAGAUGAGAAAUAUUUUAGGACCUAGGGGCGCAGCAGGGUGGAGGCGAAUGCCAUGUCUCUUCCUGCUGUCUUUGUCCUGCCAGGCCUUCUGAGAACAGAUCCACUACGCUAUUCUUGAGCAGCUGGCCAGGGGCUCGCUGGUGGGGAACCUCGCCAAGGAUGGGGGCUUGGCCUACGGGAUUUGCCUGCUCAGAACCUUCGAGUUAACUGUAGAGAAGAAUUUCUUUACCGUGAGCACCGAAAAUGGGGACUUACUUGUGAGCAAUUGUAUAGACUGACAGCAGAUUUGUGGCAAGAAGUUGACGUGUGUUCUGGAAUUCGAAAUGGUUGCUAAAAAGCCUUUAAACUUUUCUCAUAUAACUGUGCUGGUCCAGGAUGUCAACGACAGCCCGCGGACUUUGAGCCAAAAUAUUACUGAGCUGAAAAUCAGCCAACUGGCGCUCACUGGAGCCACCUUUGCCCUGGAAUCUGCCCAGGAUCCUGAUGUAGGGGUGAAUUCGCUGCAGCAGUACUAUCUCAGCCCUGAACUGCUCUUCUCUUUGAUUCAGAAGGAGAACCCAGAUGGCAGUAGGUACCCAGAGCUGGCACUGAAAGCCCCCCUGGACAGGGAAGAGCAGCUCUGCCACCACCUGGUCCUCAAGGCUAUGGACAGGGCUAGCCCUCCAGUAGCUGUACCACCCAGAUAAGGGUAAUUGUGGCAGACACAAAUGAUAACACUCACCCCAUUAUUCACCCAGAACAUGUACAGGGUCAGUGUUCCAGAGAACCUGCCCACCAGCUUCUGGGUAUUAAGAGUGAUGGCCACUGACCCACAUGAGGGCACGUCAAUGCCAAGAUCAUCUAAGUCUUUGUCAAUAUUGGUAAGGCAGUGAGACAGCUAUUCAAGCUGGACAGUAAAACAGGGGAACUCACCACUAGUGGAGGACUGGACUUUGAAGAGAGAGAUAGCCACACAAUCGGGGUGGAAGCAAUGGAUGGUGGACGUCACACUGCACAUUGUAAAGUACAGAGGUUUUGGAUGAAAAUGACAAUGCUCUCUAGAUAACUCUGGCUUCUGAAUCUCAACAUAUUCAAGAUGCUGAGAUGGGGACUCCUGCUGCCCUGAUCAAAACACAUGACCCAGAUUCUGGAUUUAAUGAAGAAAUCCUGUGUCAACUAAAAGGCAAUAGUUCAAGAUACAAAACACAUGGGUUGAUGAUUCCGGACUACAAUGUCACUAUCACGGUCACAGACAAAGGCAAUCUGUCCCCUCCUCCAGCAUGUGCAUCGCCCUGUACAUUGCUGACCUCAACUGCAAUGUUCUGGUUUUCCACCAGGUCCCAUAUGGCCCAGGUAACUGAGAAUAACAACCCCCCCCAGCCUCCAUUGCGCAAGUCAGCGCCUCAGAUCCCAACUUGAGGCCUAGUAGCCUCCUCUCCUACGCCAUCUGGCCAAGGACCUCUAGCCACGGGCUCAAUCUUCCUAGGUGCCGGUGAGCACGCAGAGCGGGGUGGUGUUUGCACGGUGCGCCUUCACCUUCCAGCUGGCACUGCAGACCCGCCAUCCGGGCUCCCAGCGUUCAGCACUGACGUGAGCCUGCGCAUGUAUACCUGGCGCUGGGGACCAACAGCAUGGCGCUCUUUAUGGUGCCCAAUGCGAUGGCUACUUGGUCACCAAGGUGGUGACGGUGGACGCCGACCAGGGAUAUGAUGCCUGGCUGUCCUACUAUGUGUUGCAGGCCAGCGAGCCUGGGCUCUUCAGCCUGGGGCUGCGCACGGAUGAAGGUGUGCACAACGUGUGCUUUGAGCGACCGACCGGGAUUCGGCUGGCCAACUCCUGCUGGUCUCCAUGGGAGACCCAGGACAGCCGCCUCUUUCCGCCACCGCCACUCUGAACCUAAUCUUUGCGAGUAGCUUGCAAGAGAUACAGCCUGACUUUAGCGAUGGCCCCACGAGCCCUCUGACUCCAAAGCAGAGCUGCAGUUUCACCUAGUGGUGACUUUGGCCUUGAGCUCUGUCCUCAUGUUUCUCGUGGUGAUUAGGCGAUCGCCCUGCGCCUGCGUGGCUCCUCCAACCCCGCCGCCGCUGAGACUGCUUCCAACCUGGUCUCUGCUUCAAGACUGUACCUGGAGUUCUCCCCAACUGCAGUGCAAGGACUUUGCCUUAUUCGUACAGUCUGUGUGCUGCCUCACAUUCCUCAAAGUUUAAAUUUCUCAAUACAUGUUGGAAAAUGCUACAUCACAAGAUCUUUUCUGUGAUGAAGGCUCUUGAUUUGAAAGUACUGAUAAUGACAAUCCCAAAAUGGUUUCUAAUUCAAGCAAUUUGCAACAAGUGAGUUUCUUCAAACCUUUCCUCCCAUAAAUAUAAUUAGGCUUCAAUGCAUUGAUUUAGAGAUUAAAAGUGUACAGAUUAAAUAUGCUCUGAUUUCAUUGUGUUUUAUUGAUUUUCUGGGCAUGGGGGGGUGUUGGAAAAUUCUUUGUAAGCUUGGCUAUGUUGCAAUUGUUCUUUCAUAGAAUGUCUCCUUGUGAUGGUCUUGAAAUUUUAGUUAGUCCUAAAACAAUAUAAUCAGAAACACUUUUGUUCCUCUUUUAACAUAAAAUAAACUUUAUUUUAUGUACUUUAUUUAUUUUCAUUUUAAUAGAUUUAGGGGAUAUAACUUGAAUUCUGUUACCUGAAUAUAUUGUGUAGAGGUGAAGUCUGGGCUUUGGGUGUACCCAUCACCCAAAUAGUGUAUAUUGUAUCCCAUAGGUAAUUUUUCAUCCCUCACCCCCACCAGCCUCCUCACUCUUGAGUCUACAGUGUCUGUUAUAACACUCUGUGUACUUUUGUGUAGUCACAGUUUAGCUCCUACUUGUGAGAACAUGUGGCAUUUAUUUUUCUGUUCCCACAUUACUUCUCUUGGGGUAAUGGCCUCCAGUUCCAUCAAAGUUGCUGCAAAAGACAUUAUUUCAUUCUUUCUUAUUGCUGAGUAGUACUCCAUGAUGCACACAUACAAACCAUAUUUUCCUUAUCAUUCAUCAGUUGAUGGACACUUAGGUUGAUUCCAUAUCUUUGCAACUGUAAAUUGCGCUGCAAUAAGCAUAUGAGUGCAAGAAAUACUUUUAAUACAUUCUUGUCUCACAUUAUCAUUGUGAAAUGUAUUAUCUAUUCAGGAUUAAAGGCAAAUCUAUACAACUAAAUGGUUUACUUAGUUUCAAUGCUGUUGACCCUAAAAUAUAUAUAGCAUAAUAUAUAUGUUAAGAUAUAUUUUUAAUGUAGCCUAUAUGGUUUUACUUCCUUUGCAUGUUUUAAAAAUUAUGCAUAGAUGAUGCCUACAUCAAAGUAGUUCUUGAUCUCUAGGGUAAUAAAAACAAAUAAUGACACCUAAAAAUGGCAGCUCUUGUAACAGGCACUGUAAUGAAUUGGUUCAAAACGUGUUUGUGGUUGUUGGUGCCCUUAUUAAAAAUGGGACAAAUGUAAAUGAUGUGGGUGAUAAUUCAAGAUUUACAGAAAAAUCGUGAUAUUUCUGCUCUUCAAGGUCCUAACAGAUAUUUUCACAAACGUGAGUGAUAAAUUUCAGGGAAAAAUUACUUGAAAUAACAUCUUUUAUUCUUCCAAAUGCUUUACUGUCUUGGGGAGAGAAUUAUUAUGAGUGUCGUCCCUUUAGAUUUAGCAGAAAUAAAAUCCUCUGUGUGGCCAUUUCACAAAAAGGUGCAGUAUUCGUUUAGGACUCUAAGCGUCGCUGUUCACUAACCCGGGCAAGAAAAAUCAAUGGGAACCCGAGUUGCACCCACCAGCCACAAAGCAGGUCAGACAAGAAAGCAGAGCAGAAAUUCUGACCGGGAACGGCUCACAUCUGGUCUCUGCUUGUGCAAGAACCUUCGCCUCUAAUUCUGAGGAGCGCGAGAGUGAUGCGGACCUGUUCUUCCCUCGCCGGAUCCCAGGGAAGUCUGUAGCCAGCCGGUCAUGGCGGCUGCGCGGGGGCGCGGGCCGCGGGGCGCGCUGCUCCUGCUCCUCACGCUCCUGGGGACGCUGCGGGGGGCUGCGAGCCGGCAGCUGCGCUACUCCGUUCUCGAGGAGCUGGAGAAAGGCUCCUUCGUGGGCAACAUCUCCAAGGACCUGGGGCUGGCGCCCGGGGAGCUGGCGGGGCGCGGGGUCCGCGUGGUCUCCAGAGGCAGGACGCAGCUCUUCGCGCUGAGCCCGCGCAGCGGCAGCCUGGUCACCGCGGGCAGGAUAGACCGGGAGGAGCUCUGCGCCCAGAGCGCGCCGUGUCUGGUGAGUUUUAACAUCCUUGUAGAGGAUAAACUGAGUCUCUACCCCGUGGAAGUCGAAAUAGUGGACAUUAAUGACAAUUCACCCCGAUUCUUAAGAGAAGAGUUGGAAGUGAAAAUUCUCGAAAAUGCAGCUCCAUCCUCUCGUUUUCUGCUAAUGGAGGUCCAUGACCCUGAUGUGGGAAUGAACUCUCUUCAGGGCUUUAAGCUCAGCGCUAAUGGCCACUUCUCGGUGGACGUGCAAAGCGAAGCCAAUGGACCCAAGUACCCGGAGCUGGUGCUGGAGCGCGCCCUGGACCGGGAGGGGGAAGCCGCUCACCACCUGGUCCUCACUGCCGUGGACGGUGGCGACCCUGUCCGCUCAGGUGUGGCGCGGAUUCUCAUAACUGUCCUAGAUGCGAACGACAACGCCCCAGUGUUUUCUCAGCCUGUCUACCGUGCGAGUGUUCCUGAAAAUCUGUCAGUAGGGACGCCAGUGUUGUCAGUAAACGCCACCGACCAGGACGAAGGGGCCCACGCGGAAGUAACUUAUUCCUUCGUGAAGAUUCCGGAAAAGAUCUCACAGAUUUUCCGCUUGAAUGCCUUGACUGGAGAAAUUUCAACUUCUGCGAAUCUAGACUAUGAGGACUCUAGCUUUUAUGAGCUGGAUGUUGAAGCCCGGGAUCGGCCAGGUCUUCGGGACAGAGCAAAAGUCUUAAUAACUGUCUUGGAUGUCAAUGAUAAUGUUCCAGAGGUGGUUGUGACAUCCGGAAGCAGAACGAUUGCGGAAAGUGCGCCUCCUGGAACAGUCAUCGCCCUUUUCCAAGUGUAUGACCGAGACUCUGGACCCAAUGGCUUGGUGACGUGUUCCAUCCCGAGAAGUCUUCCUUUCGAAUUGGAAAAAACAGUGGACAAUUAUUAUCGAUUAGUGACAAAUUCGUUUCUAGACCGGGAGGAGGUGUCAUUGUACAACAUCACUGUGACAGCCACAGACAAGGGAAUGCCGCCCCUGUCCACAGAAACGCUCAUCUCUCUAAACGUGGCAGACACCAACGACAACCCGCCCACCUUCCCCCGCUCGUCCUACUCCGUCUAUAUCCCUGAGAACAACCCCAGGGGCGCCUCUAUCUUUUCUGUGACGGCUCUCGACCCGGACAGCGACGAGAACGCCCGAGUCUCCUACUCCCUGGCCGAGGACACCCUCGAGGGGGCGCCCGUGUCCUCCUUCGUCUCCAUCAACUCCAACACCGGCGUCCUGUACGCGCUGCGCUCCUUCGACUACGAGCAGUUUAGAGACCUGCAGCUCCUGGUGACAGCCAGCGACAGCGGAAACCCUCCACUCAGCAGCAACGUGUCGCUGAGCCUGUUCGUGCUGGACCAGAACGACAAUGCACCCGAGAUCCUGUACCCUGCCCUCCCCACCGACGGUUCCACCGGCGUGGAGCUGGCACCCCGCUCCGCAGAGCCCGGCUACCUGGUGACCAAGGUGGUGGCUGUGGACAGAGACUCGGGCCAGAACGCCUGGCUGUCCUACCGCCUGCUCAAGGCCAGCGAGCCCGGGCUCUUCUCGGUGGGGCUGCACACGGGCGAGGUGCGCACGGCGCGGGCCCUGCUGGACAGAGACGCGCUCAAGCAGAGCCUUAUGGUGGCCGUCCAGGACCACGGCCAGCCCCCUCUCUCGGCCACCGUCACGCUCACUGUGGCUGUGGCCGACAGCAUCCCCGAAGUCCUGGCCGAUCUGGGCAGCCUUGAGCCCUCUGCCGGUCCUUACGACUCGGACCUCACGCUGUACCUGGUGGUGGCAGUGACCACGGUCUCCUGUGUCUUUCUCGCCUUCAUCAUCGUGCUGCUGGCGCUCAGGCUGCGGCGCUGGCACAAGUCACGCCUGCUGCAGGCUGCGGGAGACGAAUUGGCCAGCAUGCCCGCCUCGCAUUUUGUGGGCGUGGACGGGGUGCGGGCUUUCCUGCAGACCUAUUCCCACGAGGUGUCCCUCACCGCGGACUCGGGGAAGAGCCACAUCAUCUUCCCUCAACCGAACUACGCAGACACGCUCAUCAGCCAGGGGAGCUGCGAGAAAAGUGAGCCUCUUUUGAUACAGGAAGAUUCAGGGUUUUGCAAAGAGGAAGUCUCCUUUGUUCCGCAAGCCCCGCCCAACACGGACUGGCGUUUCUCUCAGGCCCAGAGACCCGGCACCAGCGGCUCCCAAAAUGGCGAUGACACCGGCACCUGGCCCAACAACCAGUUUGACACGGAGAUGCUGCAAGCCAUGAUCUUGGCCUCUGCCAGUGAAGCUGCUGAUGGAAGCUCCACCCUGGGAGGGGGCGCUGGCACCAUGGGCUUGAGUGCCCGCUACGGCCCCCAGUUCACCCUGCAGCACGUGCCCGACUACCGCCAGAACGUCUACAUCCCUGGCAGCAACGCCACACUGACCAAUGCAGCUGGCAAGCGGGAUGGCAAGACCCCAGCAGGUGGCAACGGCAACAAGAAGAAGUCGGGCAAGAAGGAGAAGAAGUAAUGUGGAGGACAGGCCUUAGAGCCACAGGGCAGCCUCCCUCCCCAACCAGCCCAGCUUCUCCUUACCUGUACCCAGGCCUCAGAAUUCAGGGCUCACCCCCAGGAUACCGGUAGGGGCCAAGGCCAUGCUCCCCUUGGGAAACAGAAACAAGUGCCCAGUUAACAGCCCCCUCUCUGCCCCCAGGGGGUUGAAUAUGCAAAGGGAGUUCUUCUGGGAACCCCCAUCCAAUCAAUUGCUGUACCCAGGGGGGUAGUGGGGUUAGUGUAGACACCAAGAACCAUUUGUCACACCCCCUUUCUUUACAGCUGAACUCCUCCAUCCUCCAAAUCAAUCAGGCCCAUCCAUCCCCCGCCUCCUCCCGGCCCCGCCCUACUCCCUCAACAGUUCCUCUCCCUUGAGUAAGGUGGUUGGGGUGUUGAGGUACCAGGUGACCUAAAAAGGCUCAUAGUUCUGAAGAGUUGGAAGGACAUCAUGACCUCUUGGCUUCUCCUUCAAUUCUCAAUCUUCCCCCAAAGCAUGGUUUGGUCCAGUCCCUUCAUCUCCUUCCAGACCUGAGACCAAUGCUCAAGUUUUGGAGGACGCGGUCACCAUCCCCAUGGUACUUAUGCUUGCUGGAUUUAGGGAGAGCAUUUUGCUACCAAGCCUCUUCCCUAUGCCCUGGGGACCAGUCUUUUGUUUUGUUCUUUAUUGUUUGAUGUUCCCACUGCAUGCUGUGACUACCUUACUCCCUCCUCAAACAAGAGACUCCAUUGCAUGUUCCGAGACAGUAUGGGGUGGUAAGAUAUAGAAGGGAAGUGUGUGUAUGUAGUUGGGGGGGGGGGAUGGACCAAGCUUGACCCAUCAGUUAUCAGUGUCUUUCAGGAGGCUCUGUAUGUCCCCAGGGUACUGACCACAUCUCCAAAUUCCAGCCACAAACCAAUCACCAGGCUGGACCCUCACCCCCCAACAAAUAGGGCUCAGCCCAGGCAGCCAGCUUUGGGCCGAGCUACCAGGACCAAUGGAUUUAAACUGGCAUUUCAGACCAAGGAAUCUCUGAGAAGGUUUAGGAUCAGGUCCCCUGGAGGGGUCAGAGGGGCUUCUGUAGGUGCCGGGUACUCCAGAGGUGCCUCUGGUGGAAGCCAGCAGAGCCCCAGCAGGAAGGAAGAGCCAGCUGGUCCCUUCUUAGUCCCUGGGUUGAGAAGGCAAGAAACCAGAGCAGGGACCAGGUGGACAGACCGUCUCAGCCCAGGAUAGGGCUUCUCCACAGGGGCCCUGCCCUUCUCAAGCCUUGGUCCUUCACCUUGCCAGGUGCCAUUUCUUCUCUGUGAAGGCCACUGCCCAGGCCCCCAGUCCGCCCCCUAGUGGCCAGAGCCUGGUUAAAGUCCCCCAGUGCCUCCUUGUGCAUAGAACUUCCUCUCCCCACGCCCUUCUGCCCCCGGGGCCCCGUUCGUCCAGCGGGGCUGCCAGCGAACCCCACCCCAGCCCUACGGUAGUGUAGAGCCCUCUCCCCCUUUCGGCUGGUGUAGAAUAGCCAGUAGUGUAGUGCGGUGUGCUUUCACGUGAUGGCGAGUGGGCAGCGGGCGGCGGGCUCCGCGCAGCCGUCCGUCCUCGAGCCUGCCUGCGGCGGCCCGUGCUGUGUUUCGUGCUGUGUCCGCGCGCUGCGGCGCCCCCUCCCCCGUACUGACUCCUAUAAGCGCUUCUCUUCGCAUAGUCACGUAGCUCCCACUCCGCCCCCUUCCUGCGUCUCACGCAAGUUUUAUACUCUAAUAUUUAUAUGGCUUUUUUUCUUCGACAAAUAAUAAAAAGGUUUCUUCUGAA